CCUGCUGUCGGACACCCUGAAAGCAACAAGCUGGACUGGAUCAAACGGUCCAUGCGGCAGAACCGUGCGCGUUGACGGGAAUAUCACCAAAACAAGCUUAUUUAUCCUCACUAAACUCACGCCAGGAAAAAAAUCUGUAAUUUCAGAAGUGACCUGGGGGAAGGAAGAUGUCGGCGAUUUAUAAAGAUGACCAGGAGGACUGGCUGACAGUGUGCCUCAAGUACUUGCUCUUUGUUUUCAACUUUCUCUUCUGGGUGGGUGGAGUUGCCGUUUUGGGUGUUGGAGUCUGGACCCUGGUGGAAAAGAGCGACUACUUGAGUCUGUUGGCCUCCAGCACUUUUGCUGUCUCUGCGUAUAUCCUCAUCCUGGCUGGCGGCCUGGUGGUGGUUACGGGCUUCUUGGGCUGUUGUGCUGUCAUCCGGGAACAGAGAAGCUGUCUGUCCACGUAUUUCUUCUGCCUGCUGUUGAUCUUCUUGAUUGAACUGGUGGCUGGAGUACUGGCUUAUGUAUACUACCAGAGGCUGAGUGAGGAGCUGAAGCAACAUCUCAACCAGACUAUGACAGAGAACUACGCCCAGCCAGGGAAGGAGGCCAUCACAUUAGCUGUGGACAGACUACAACAGGAUUUCAAGUGCUGUGGCAGCAACAACUCCCAUGAUUGGAUGUUGAGUGCGUACAUUUCGUCAAAGCAGGCAGAAGGCAGGGUCGUGCCUGAUAGCUGCUGUAAGACCAUCACCCCUUACUGUGGCAAGAGAGACCACCCCUCCAACAUCUACAAAGUGGAGGGUGGAUGCAUCACUAAGCUGGAGCAGUUUCUGGCAGACCACCUGUUGGUCAUUGGUGCAGUGGGAAUAGGAGUAGCCUGUCUGCAGCUGGCUGGGGCAGCCUUGACAGCCUGCUUUAUCUAUCUGCUCUAUAAAGAAGAGGAAGAGGACUUCAGUACAGUGUGAUUUAGCUCUAGAACAUCUUUGUGGUUUAAUCAACUGGAGAGACAAGAUCUGUGGGAUGGUGUUCACCUGCUGCUUAUACAGAAGGAUCAAGAUGGACCCUUACUGAGCACACCAGGCCCCCAACACUACACCUUCAACAGGCAAAUGGAACAAUGACCCACUGAAACCUAAUUUCAGCCUCUGAAUUUUGAACUCCGACCUGGUGAUCUAACCCAAAUGCACAGAUAUGUUUCAGGCCAUCCAAAUUGCGGUCAGAAACAAGUUGUGCCAUUGAGCAUCCAGGGUGAUUCAUGGUUCCUUUUGUACAGCAUUGUGCAUAACUUACAAUGUUUUUCAAUCCAGACUUCAACAUUUCUGUUAUCUGACUGAGAUUUAGAUUUCCAGGAGCAUCAUGCCUUGGCUUAGAUGCAUGCUUUCGUUUGAGCAGGACUGAAGAAGGGGCAAUCCUUACUCAUGUUGUAUUCUACUCAACCAAUGAUGAUUUUUCGUGUUUUCACUGUGCAGAAUUAUUUAAUAGGGUUUUCUGCCUGUUCCAGUGAUUGGGUAAGCUGAGGUGUCGCUGUUACUGAUAAAAGGUAACUUCUUUUAUCUUUUGUAAACACAAUGUGCCUCUUUCACAGUUCUGCUGACAAAUGAUUAUGCAUUAACUCUGUACCUCUGCACUGUGAUAAACAGCAGCAAAACAAACAUAUAGUUUACUAUCUUUAUAUUUGUAGUGAUGUCUAUAUUACUGACAAUAGCACUAAAUGUUGAACUGUAUGCUGCUUAUUAAGAUUAACUGAGCAAUCCUAGUGAUACUCAAGUGUAGGGCUAGGAACAUUUCCUAACAGUUCAAAAAGUAAAAGUGAAAAUCAGUUUGGUUGCCAGAUCCCUUAAUUUAUGACUCCACCUAGUGGUUGUCAAUGGUUAGAUACUGUACAAUCUGCAGGAUUAUAACUCUAUGCUGCACUUAGUUCUGAUACCAUAUUAUGAAAUUCAGAAUUCCAUGAUACAUUAAAAGCAGCUAUUUAUCUUCAUGGGUGACACUAAGAAAUGUGUAGAUAUCAGUUGGUAAUUUUAACAUGAACACAUUUCACCUUUUGAGAAACUUUUGGGUUUAUUCCUAUACUUUCCUUGACACCUUAGGUUUCAUUCCGUGCAGUGAAGAAUCUGACCUUUCUGUGAGCCAAAGAAAGUAUGAACAAGGUUGUUUUCACUGUCCAAUCUAUCACUUGCCAUUCCUUUUUGCCACUGCUAUUUUAUAUGGAACAAUGAGUAUCUUUGUUGCCACAAUACUGUAGAGGUGAAAGGUCUUGUGGAAUAUAAAGAGUGAUAAUAUGUGCUGUGUGGAUAUAGACAUUUCUUUUUGACAUUUGACAUUUUUUUCAUUUGGUAAGAACCAUGAUGUUGCCAUGACUCAGUACUUCGUAAAGGGACCUCCUAGGAUUUGUUUUUUUUUCCAAAUGGGUGCUGAUGUUUGUCGAUGGUUGAUGAUGAGAUAAUGAUAUAACACUGGCAUGUGCUGCAACUACUGAUUGCUCUAUUCAUCAUAUUGAUAUGAAUCUCAUGAAUAAAUGUUUGAAUGUUGUUGGAUAUAGUAAACCACUAGAGGGAGACAAAGGUUUUCAUUUUUCAGUGGUACAGUGGUUUGUCAUCCAGCUAAUCAUGUGAAACAAUCUCUCCACUUUGCUAAAGCUGACCCAACAGAGCCAGUUUGGUCUAACCCACCACUCAGAGCAGUGUUUCCUAAUAAAAGAGGAUACGCUUACCUGACUGUUUUGUCAUAGUUGUGAAGAUUCAGUUUUGCCAAACUCAGCAUUGUUUGAGAUGGUAUGCAUGUUUCAUGUUAUGUGUUAUGUGUUAGUCACUGACUAAAUCACAAACACUGUUGAUAAGCUUAGCUAGAACCAAAUCUUGCUACUCCCUGCUACUUGGUGCAGCAGUGCAAUU
Messenger RNA from Toxotes jaculatrix (banded archerfish), 2879 nucleotides. It is a transcript of the gene tspan11, whose product is annotated as tetraspanin 11. The coding region runs from base 168 to 950 and encodes 260 amino acids. The record is from RefSeq and is a predicted model, not a curated record. Gene Ontology annotation, cellular component: membrane. The transcript has 9 exons. Lineage: Eukaryota; Metazoa; Chordata; Actinopteri; Toxotidae.